This is a messenger RNA of Plutella xylostella (diamondback moth), 961 nucleotides long. Lineage: Eukaryota; Metazoa; Arthropoda; Insecta; Lepidoptera; Plutellidae. The record is from RefSeq and is a predicted model, not a curated record.
GUCAAUCUUAGUGUUGAAUGUGUAUAUGCCCACAGAUUCUGCUGAAAACUUGUUGAACUUUACGGAGUGUCUUUGUGAAGUGAACGCAGUUAUAGAAAAUAGCGAUGUAGAGGCUGUUUAUAUAUUAGGCGACUUUAAUGCUCAUCCACAUACUCUAUUUUGCAAUGAGAUGUUGAACUUUUGUGCGGAACAACAGUGGAAAUGUGCGGACUUUGAAAUCCUUGGUAUGGACUCUGGGACAUAUACUUAUGUAAGUGAAUCUCAUGGGACUAGACGAUGGUUGGACCACUUUCUGGUGACGGAGUCAGCCUAUAACACGAUUACAGAUGUUAAAGUAUUGUACGAUGUUUAUUGGUCUGAUCAUUUACCUAUUACAUUUCAAUGUAAUCUAAGUGUGAUAAGGAGAAAGGUGUAUGCUGAUGGUUAUAAUUGUAACAAAGUUAUAUGGGGCAAUAGGGAGGGUGAUGCGGUUAACAGUUAUAAAGACUAUUGUAACAGUUUUCUUAAAAACAUUGAUUUUCCAUCAGAAUUAAGAUUUUGUUGUGAUGAUGUUUGUAACCAAAUAGAUCAUAGAAAAAUCAUAGAUAACAUGUAUAACAAUCUGGUCACUGCAAUUAGUCAGGCGGCCACACUAAGUAGUACAUAUAAUGUUAAACCUAAUAGGAAAAAGUAUAUUAUUGGUUGGAAUAAAUAUGUCAGACAGUAUCAUGCAUCUGCAAGAUCGCACUUUCAAUUUUGGGUAGCUCUGGGCAGACCGUCGGGUGGACCAAUUUACAAUAAUAUGUGUGAAAGUAGGAAACUCUUUAAGUUGAAGCUCAAAUGGUGUCAGAACAAUAGUGAUCAAAUUAAAAUGGAUAUACUGGCUACUCUGCGAAAAGAAAAACAUUUCGGUAAAUUUUGGAAAUGCACUAAUAAACUUAAUCUUAAGCCAAGUCUGCCUGCUUCAGUUGCCCUCAACUGA